AUGCAAUUUUCAUCACCAUUUGGUAGGCGAUGGAUUCCUGUAACCGCGUUUCAUUUAACAGAAAUAAUAACUCAGGUUAAUGAAGUAAAAGCAGAUAUCUCAAUUGAAUAUAAUCAAGAAAAAUUAUACAAUUAUCGUUAUAUCUCAGCAAUCGAAAUGUUCAUGAAAAUUUAUUUCUCUUUGCUUGCUCUAAGCAUAUUAUCCACGCUGUUGAUCGUUUGCAAUCCAGUCAGAUAUGAAUUUGAUGAGCCUUCAAUGGAUUCGAUUAGUUUAUACAGUCCACUGCGAAGUGUGCAACACGAAUUUUGGAAUAAACCUAUGGAUGUGCGAAGAUUUUUUAAAAGAGAUAAACAACCAGCUUCAGCAGUAAAACGACCUCAACAGUCAGACAACUACUAUUAUGAUCUCUAUAGACAAUCUAUGCUGCCAACAAACGAAUUCAUUGGUUGA
This is a messenger RNA of Trichobilharzia regenti, 450 nucleotides long. NCBI's taxonomy places the organism in Eukaryota, Metazoa, Platyhelminthes, Trematoda, Strigeidida, Schistosomatidae. The record is from the annotation of a GenBank genome assembly.